Vicia villosa (hairy vetch) is the source of this 849-nucleotide messenger RNA. Its product is annotated as putative F-box/LRR-repeat protein 23. The record is from RefSeq and is a predicted model, not a curated record. The transcript has 2 exons. Gene Ontology annotation, molecular function: protein binding. Lineage: Eukaryota; Viridiplantae; Streptophyta; Magnoliopsida; Fabales; Fabaceae. The coding region runs from base 1 to 849 and encodes 282 amino acids.
AUGGCAUCUUCUUCUUGUAUUACAGCAACGGAAGUGGAAAAGGAAAGCACAACUGUGCCAAACUGGCUUGAACUUCCAAGAGAUGUAACUGUAAACAUCCUCCUAAGGUUGAAUACAGUUGAUAUAAUUACUAGAGCAUGUCAAGUCUGCUCUUUAUGGUGGAAUAUAUGUAAGGAGUCUUCCAUGUGGCGCACCAUUCACAUUACUAAUGUGUCAUAUUCACGUUACAAUCAUGUAGAUCUGGUUAAGAUUUGUUGCAAUGCAGUUGGGAGAAGUUGUGAUCAGCUAGAAGAAAUUAAUAUUAAGUAUUUUGGUACUGAUGAUCUCCUUCAAUACAUAUCUGAUCGACUUGUUGAGUGCCAAGGACUUAGUGAAGAAGGAUUUAUCAAUGCUGUAAAGAAACUACCACUGUUAGAGGAGCUUGCAGUUUCGCUUGACAACCAAAGUUUGUCUAUGGAUUGUCUUGAAAUUGUUGGCCGACACUGUGCUCGUCUGAAAUCACUGAGAUAUUGUUCUAAUUCUAGGGACUCUUUCGACUUGGAUGAUGAGGCAUUUGCUAUUGCCAAAACAAUGCCUGGGUUACAUCAUCUUAAGCUUUCUGGAGAUUUAGAAUUGACUCAACAUGGAGUUCUUGCCAUUCUUGAUGGAUGUCCUCUUCUUGAGACUCUUGAUCUGCAACAAUGUUGUUGUUUGUUUAUUAGCGAAGCUUUGGAGAAAAGGUGCCAUGAUCGAAUCAAGGAUGUAUAUUUUCCAAUUGGAAAGUAUUAUUCUUCUGAGGAUGACUUUCUAAGUGAAUAUUCGAGUGAAUCUUGUGAAUGGGACUGUCAUUGUCAUAUUUGUUAUAUUUAG